Messenger RNA from Neltuma alba, 2580 nucleotides. Its product is annotated as receptor-like protein kinase FERONIA. The coding region runs from base 1 to 2490 and encodes 829 amino acids. Gene Ontology annotation, biological process: protein phosphorylation. The record is from RefSeq and is a predicted model, not a curated record. The transcript has a single exon. NCBI's taxonomy places the organism in Eukaryota, Viridiplantae, Streptophyta, Magnoliopsida, Fabales, Fabaceae. Gene Ontology annotation, molecular function: transmembrane receptor protein tyrosine kinase activity; ATP binding.
AUGGGCUUCAAUCAUACGACUUCUGUGUCGUCAUGGACCAUCUUCUUCCUCUGUUUUCCCCUGCUUUACGCUUCCACACUUGCUUCUUUUUACACCCCCGAUGAUCUUUUAAGCAUUAACUGUGGCAGCUCCGGCAGCUCCACCAGCUCCACGGGAAAUGGUCGGACAUGGACCGGAGACAACGAUUCAAAGUUCUUAUCCAAACAAGACGAAUCUGUUCCAGCUGCGGCACUUACUCAAUCUCCUUCUGCCGCGCAAGUCCCCUACACCACAGCUCGUAUCUCUCGCUCUCAGUUCUCAUAUUCAUUCCCUGUCUCUCCCGGCCAGAAAUUCCUUCGUCUCUUCCUCUACCCAGCUUCGUACCCGGGUUUUGAUCGUUUCGAUGCUUUCUUCACUGUCAAAUCUGGUGGGUUCACACUCCUUAAGGAUUUCAAUGCUUCGGUCAGGGCCGAUGCUCACGGGGAAGAUACCAUCCUCAUAGAGUAUUGCGUCAACGUCGGCGAUGGCGAGAGGCUCAACUUAACUUUCACUCCCAAUUCAACCCGCCCAGAUUCUUAUGCGUUUGUUAAUGGAAUUGAGAUUGUCUCCAUGCCUCAGGAUCUCUAUUACACCAAACCCAACGACUUAGGAUUCAAAUUAAUUGGUUCGGUGGGUGGGUUUAUCAUCUCCGACAGCGUUGCUCUUCAGACAGAGUACAGGCUAAACGUCGGGUCCGGACAUAUCUCAGCUACGAAAGACACGGGAAUGCUUCGAUCUUGGGACGCCGAUGACAGUUUCCUUGUUCAAACAUUUGCUCUACCUGCUGAUUUUGAAGGUGAAAGAAGACCUCUGAUGUUCACUAAAGUUCCUAAUUACACAGCACCUGAGGAACUCUAUCGAACAGAACGCGAUAUGGGAAUGAACAAGACUUUGAACAUGAACACUAACCUUACUUGGGAGUUUCCUGUCGAUUCAGGCUUUACCUACAUGCUGAGACUCCAUUUUUGUGAGCUUAAUCCAGAUAUCAACAUUUCCUACAACAGGAUAUUUGAUAUUUACAUAGCCGACCAGUUAGCUGAGCAUGGUGCGAAUGUCUUAAAUUGGGCAGAGGGAAAAGCAGUUCCGGUAUAUAAAGACCAUGCCGUGAUCAUUUCAGGUGAUGCAAAACCAGCUUCUCUUUCACUCAAAAUGCAUCCUGAACCCCCACCGGAAUUUGACUACGGUGACGCAUUCUUGAAUGGACUCGAGAUUUUCAAGAUCAGUGAUUCACAGAAUAAUCUCGCCGGACCUAACCCUGAUCCUCCUCCACCUCGUCCCAAUCCUAAUGAUCUACCCCAACAGCAAGCAAGAAAAAACAGAAGCAAGAUUGUAAUCGGGGUCAUUGUGGGUGUUUCAGCUUCCAUCGUCAUUUUGAUUUCCAGCAUCGCAUUCUUCCUCAUCGCUCGUGGGAAGAACAUCAAGUCGAGUGAUGGAACUUGUAAGUGUAUUACUAAUGGCUCAGCUGUGCCGACGGAACUGUGCCAUCGCUUUUCCAUUGCUGAGGUCAGAGCCGCUACCAACAACUUCGAUGAACUCUUCAUCAUCGGCGUCGGAGGAUUCGGCAACGUCUACAAAGGUUACAUUAAAGACGGUCAAACUCCGGUCGCAAUCAAACGACUCAAACAAGGGUCGCAACAAGGGCUCCAUGAGUUCCGAACAGAGAUUGAGAUGUUGUCCCAACUUCGUCACAAUCACUUAGUAUCUCUCAUUGGCUACUGCAACGAUGGCAACGAAAUGAUCCUCGUCUACGAGUUCAUGGCUCGUGGGACCCUCCGUGACCAUCUUUACAAUUCUAACAACCACCCCCUUUCCUGGAAACAGAGGCUGAAAAUUUGCCGGAGUGCAGCGCAAGGACUACAUUAUCUUCAUGCAGGCGCGAUACGAAAUAUCAUUCAUCGCGACGUGAAGACGACGAACAUUUUACUUGACGAAAAAUGGGUGGCUAAGUUUUCUGACUUUGGAUUAUCAAAAAUAGGACCCACAGGAAUGUCCAGGUCUCAUAUUACCACUGUGGUGAAAGGAAGCAUUGGUUAUUUGGAUCCAGAAUACUAUAAACGCCAAAGGUUGACUCUAAAGUCUGAUGUUUAUUCGUUUGGCGUGGUAUUACUCGAAGUAUUAUGUGGGAGGCCACCUUUCUUACGGACUGUGGAGAAGGAGAAGGCAAGCUUAGUAGAAUGGGUCAGAAAAUGCCAUCAUGAGGGUGUGAUUUGUGAAACUGUUGAUUCGUUCAUAACAAAAAGUAUCAGACCAGAGAGCCUUAAAGCAUUCAGCGACAUGGCGUUAAAAUGUUUGGAAGAUGACCCAAAUGAACGACCAUCGAUGAGUGAAGUUGAGUGGCGCCUAGAAUAUGCGUUGCAGCUACAAGAAAGUGCAGAGGAAACUGAAGAGGAAGGAAAACGUGAGGAAGAAAUGGCUCUGUUAACAGAAGUUAGUGAUGUGGAAGAAAGUAAUGAAGUUGGUUUCAAUGAGUAGAAAUCAGUUUUGCUCUCUGGAGUGAUGUUAACGCUCAAGUUUGAUCGAAAUAUAUGUGACAGAGGAAAGACAAAUGGUAUUGAAUUACGC